Messenger RNA from Prunus persica (peach), 3020 nucleotides. RefSeq names its product pentatricopeptide repeat-containing protein At4g20740. Lineage: Eukaryota; Viridiplantae; Streptophyta; Magnoliopsida; Rosales; Rosaceae. The record is from RefSeq and is a predicted model, not a curated record. The transcript is spliced from 3 exons. The coding region runs from base 86 to 2251 and encodes 721 amino acids. Gene Ontology annotation, molecular function: protein binding.
UUGAAUUUUUGAACUCUAUUUUGUCAAGUGGAAAGAAUUUUAGAAAGACUGAAAGAGAGUAAAAGGGGCAGACCCAAAUUGUAAAAUGCCACCUCAGUCCCCACCCCCUAAACCCCAAAACUUCACCUUCUUCCACGGCCACCGCAAACCCUCACAGAACCGCCCUAGAGUCCGCGGCGGCCUCUUCUCCAACCGCGUCUCCCUCCCAAACCGCAGAUACCCCAUCGCCGCCCCCCAACCUCAGCCCUUCGAACUCUCCAAAUGGGAUCCACACCUCCCCCAAUCCUCGCCGUCCACUUCAUCAUCCAACCCUGCUGACACGACACUCCUCUCAUUUCUCUCCCCUAUCGCGCGCUUCAUUCUCGAUGCGUUCCGCAAGAACCAGAACCACUGGGGCCCACCAGUCGUCUCGGAGCUCCGAAAGCUCCGCCGGGUUACGCCCGACCUCGUCGCCGAGGUGCUCAAGGUCCAAAACGACCCCGUCUCCGCUUCCAAGUUCUUCCACUGGGCAGGUAAGCAAAAGGGUUUCAAGCACACUUAUGCUUCCUACAAUGCCUUGGCCUAUUGUCUGAACAGGUCCAACCGGUUCCGGUCCGCGGACCAAGUCCCAGAGUUGAUGGACUCGCAGGGCAAACCGCCCAGCGAGAAACAGUUUGAGAUUCUCAUCAGAAUGCACUCCGAUGCCAAUAGAGGUCUUAGGGUUUAUUACGUGUAUGAAAAAAUGAAGAAAUUUGGGGUUAAACCCAGGGUUUUCUUGUACAAUAGGAUCAUGGAUGCAUUAGUGAAGUCGGGUUAUUUGGAUUUGGCAUUAUCGGUUUACGAAGACUUUAGGGGUGAUGGGCUGGUCGAGGAGAGUGUUACUUUUAUGAUCUUGAUAAAGGGUCUUUGUAAAAUGGGAAGAAUGGAUGAAAUGUUGCAGCUUUUGGAGAGAAUGAGGGUGAAUUUGUGUAAACCGGACGUGUUUGCAUACACGGCAAUGGUUAAGGUUUUGAUUUCAGAGGGGAACUUGGACGGCUGUUUGAGGGUUUGGGAGGAAAUGAAGAGAGAUAGGGUAGGGGCAGACGUUAUGGCAUAUGCAACUCUGGUUACGGGUCUGUGUAAGGGAGGGAGGGUGGAGAAAGGAUACAAGUUGUUUAGGGAGAUGAAGGUUAAGGGUUUCCUGAUUGAUAGAGCUAUUUACGGGGUGUUGAUUGAGGGGUUCGUGGCAGACAGGAAGGUUGGAGCGGCAUGUGAUUUGUUGAAGGAUUUGAUGGAUUCAGGGUAUAGGGCAGAUUUGGGGAUAUAUAAUUCUCUUAUUGAGGGUUUAUGUAAUGCGAAGCGGGUUGACAAAGCUUAUAAGAUUUUCCGAGUUACAGUUCAAGAGGGUCUUCAGCCAGAUUUUGCUACGGUGAAUCCCAUUUUGGUGUCUUAUGCUGAGAUGAGAAGAAUGGAUAACUUUUGCGAUAUGCUUGCAGAGAUGGAGAAAUUUGAUUUUCCUGUUAUUGAUGAUCUUUCAAAAUUCUUUUCCUUUAUGGUAGGAAAGGAGGAUGGAGUACCGUUAGCUUUGGAAGUGUUUGGGGAGUUGAAGGUUAAAGGUUAUUAUAGUGUUGGAAUCUACAAUAUCCUUAUGGGAUCCCUCCACAAAUCUGGGAAAGUGAAGAAAGCAUUGUCUCUCUUUAAUGAAAUGAAGGAUGUGGAUUUGCAGCCCGAUGCGUCUACUUAUAGCAUUGCAAUUAUGUGUUUUGUUGAAGAUGAGGACAUCCAUGAGGCUUGUGCCUCUCAUAAUAAGAUAAUUGAGAUGUCUUGUGUUCCUUCUAUCUCUGCUUACUGUUCUCUUGCAAGAGGUCUUUGCAAAGUUGGCGAGAUUGAUACAGUUAUGCUGCUUGUUCGUGACUGCUUAGCCAGUGUGACAAGUGGGCCCAUGGAAUUCAAGUAUUCUCUUACCAUUCUCCAUGCAUGUAAAUCUAAUAAUGCUGAGAAGGUGAUUGAAGUACUAAACGAGAUGAUGCAGCAGGGUUGUCCUCUGGAUGAUGUUAUAUACUCUGCUAUAAUCUCUGGCAUGUGUAAGCAUGGAACAAUAGAGGAGGCAAUGAAGAUAUUUUCUAAUUUGAAAGAGCGCAAACUUUUAACAGAAGCCAACAUGUUUGUGUAUGAUGAAGUAUUAAUUGAACACGUGAAGAAGAAGACGGCAGAUCUGGUGGUGUCAGGAUUGAAGUUUUUUGGUUUAGAAUCCAAGUUGAAAGCAAAGGGUUGUAAACUGCUGUCGGGAUGAAUUAUGAAGCCAGUCUUCAGAGUGGCAGAUGGUGCACCUUUCCAGGGUAGUGUUAUGAGGCUUCAUAUCAGCGGGCAUCAUGAGUGGGGUUUGUUUUUUCAGUGUCUCAUAACUUCUCCAACAGCUAGAUUGUGCUUUAGCUCGGCAUAUUUUGGAAAAGAAUCAAGAAUAUUUUGUUUAUCAGAUAUUAAGUGCAAAGAGGUGUUAAAGUUAUCUUCAAGUUACCAAUAACGGAAGUCUCAAACGGCCGAGAUGAUGGGUUGAAAAAGUUUCAGGGCAGCAGAGAGGCCCUCGUAUGGAUGUGGAUGGGGAGGCUGAUUCUUGAUAUAUGUGGAGAAGAAAACCUAGUUCAUAACUUCCAUUCUGUGUACAGGUCUAAGCCGUUUACAUGGUUAUCUGUCUUCCAGUAACCAAGUCUAUCAAUCAAAUUAUUGUUGUUCUUGUAAUAAAGUCUAUGAGGGUUGAUAUUCCAUUGAUAGCAGGGGGAGAUAUUUUUCUCAAGGCAAACUCCAAGUUCCCAUUUCAAUGACAGUGAUGGGCUGAACAUGCAGGAGUUAAUGUUUCCUAAGUUUUUUUGCAGUAGGUCAAAGAUGACAGAUCUGAAAUGUUCAUAAUAUGUGGGAGAAAUGGAGUCUGCAAUGCCAAUUUCAUGUAAUCCGCAAUAUUCAAGGCGACUUUUGAGUUUUGGCAUAGUAGAUUUAUUUCAUGAACCUUUUCUACUUUGUAUUCUGUAUCUUGAAAUAAAUUAUAAAAAAAAAUUCAGAAUUGA